Messenger RNA from Styela clava, 3839 nucleotides. RefSeq lists its product as uncharacterized. The record is from RefSeq and is a predicted model, not a curated record. Gene Ontology annotation, biological process: cellular response to lipopolysaccharide; regulation of transcription by RNA polymerase II. NCBI's taxonomy places the organism in Eukaryota, Metazoa, Chordata, Ascidiacea, Stolidobranchia, Styelidae.
AACCUUUACUGCUAUAACAUGUAAUUAUAUUGAAAUAAGCUAAAUGCAGUUCAAUAAGGAAGAUCCUACUUGACACUAUGAACUCAAAAAAUGCGGCAAACAAAGACCCGCUUUCCACACAAGAAGUCGCUGGCGGGGCCACCGCAACAUCCAUAGGAACCGAACAAUCAGCUAGCGCCACAGGGACCAGUGACGUCACGUAUUCUGAAGAGAUCAACAAAAGAAUUGAAGAUAUUUUGCGCGAAAACGAACUCCUGAAAAAACGUGUUCUUCACGUGGAAAAUUUGGGACGCAUGGUUGCUGAGUACAAGCAAAGCAACAUGAAUCUUUCCAAGGAAAACGGCGAUUUACAAGAAACUGUGGAACAGUUGCAGCAAUUGCAAAGUAAAAACAAAACACGAGGCGAUGACUCAGGAAGCAAGUCUCAAUUAAAUCGCCAAGCACUUUUAUCUUUAGUCAAAGAGAAUGAAGAAUCUGACUCAGAAGAGGAAACUUCAGAUGAAGAAGAUAUUACAGAACGUGAAAACACUGACAGUGGAUUUGAGCUCGUUCAGCCUAGUAACGUAAAAACUACUUCAUCGUUGUCGUCUACUUCAUCUAUUCCUGAAUUAUCUACGACGCAUAUACCUUCAAAUCAUACUCCGAGCGCUGUGACAACGACAACAUUCGCGCUUCAGUCUGAGGGAAGAUCUUCCUCUGAAAUUGGACGAAAUGACCACAUCGAAAAUCAGGGCAUUGUAACAUCGAACUUGGGAUCUUCCAGUUAUUUCGAGACCUAUUCGACAUCAGGUCAGAGUUCUGGUGAUGCCGCAGCAAGUAUACAAGCGGAUCAUUCUGCUCCAACUUCAGCAGUAAUGGAAGCAUCUGCUGCAGCUGCUUUUUGUGAAAGACAAGCUCAAAACACUCCAAUGGCCUCUUUAUCACAAGAAAUUAAUGUGUUUAAUGAGGUUCUGAGAAGUGACAAUCCUGUAUCUAAUACGGAGCUUCGUCAGCUUGAAGGCAUCGGUGGAAUCACAAGUUCAAUUCCUCAGGAACAAGAUGGAGAAUUAGAAGAUUUAUUUACUUCUAUAGAUGAAGAUGGGAAAAUAAACAGCGGAAGUGUGACGCAACAAUUUGCUAAACUUGCAGGAGUCUUCGCUCGACUUGCUCAACGAGUUAUGCAUACGCAGAAGAAAGCAAGAAAUUCACAGGCUUUCUGUGAUGCAUUGCUGCGAGAAAACGACAAAUUAAAGCAAGAAUUGGAAUUAUCGCGAAAGAAAACUGCAUCAAAAGACGCCGAAAUUAAACGAUUAACUCGACGACAACAAGAACCGUCAACUUCUUCAAGCGUUCAGAAAAAAUCAACUGGAGUCACAGAAGACACCCCUGUCAAGGAAUGUGUGGAGAAUUCAACUAACGAUAAUCAAACCAGCGUAUCCGAUCCUGUUUCUACAACUGUCGUUGGGAAAUUACAAAACAGGAUCAGGAAACUGGAAUCACAACGAAAUGAGGUGCUUAUUGUUAAUAAGCAAUGGCAUUCACAAUAUAACAAAUUGAAAGAAGAUUACAAUGCUAAAUUGGAAAGUUACGAAACAGAAAAUGCGGAAUUGAAGGAGCAAAUUACAGGGAAACAAGCUGAAAAUGCAAAAAGAAAACGAGAUAUUGAUUUACUUUUACGGGAAGCUAAAAAAGAAAUUGAAGUUUUACAACGUCAAAAUAGGGAACUCGCUAAAAAUUACGCCCUCGAGCAUGGAAAGACUCAAAGAUUGAACGAAAAAAUUCAAAAAAUUAAGUCUGAUUUAAGUGGCGUGCAAGCGGAGAAUCAAAGACUGAAUCAAGCCCUUAAUGCUGCUUAUAGUAUCCGACAAAAUCGACAAUUAUCCGGUUUGUCAUUGUACGAUGAAAACCAUUCUUCAGAUCCGACAACUACAGUAUCUCAAACCGGAGAAAAUACUCAAAGUAAGCCUUUCGGUCAUUUAGAAGUUCCGUGUAACUAUGAAGAAAGUUCUGUUGGUGCUAGCGUUGCCCAGCAAAUGACAAUGGCAAUUCCUACAACAGCCGAACUCGAAGAUUUGAAAACACAAACUGAAGUUUUGCAGCAACAAGUGAAGAUUUAUCGAGAAGAUUUUGAAACCGAGAGAAGAGAUCGAGAGAAAAGUCAGGCAGAAAAAGAUCGUCUCUCGGAAGAGAUGGCCAGGAUGAGAGAUGAAAUGAGAGCCCUCAACCAACAAGUACGCGCCUACGAGCAAGAUUUUCGGCAGGAAAGGAGGGAGAAACAAAGGCUGCAACGCCAACUUAGUCAAAUACAAGUGCAUGCUGCUGGUAGGACAAGUAAUGGUCCUGGGAAUUUCUAUUACGAUAUGGAUGUGCCUGAUGUGUUACAUGGCAAUGAUGCAUUCCAAAGAGCGGGAAGAAGGCAUUCGUCUCCUCAAAGAGAUCGACACAGGUAUACGCAAGAAAGAAAUGGCGAUUUACUCAUUCAAACUGCAACAACGAAUCCUCCGCGAAGAUACGCAGAACGUACAAGAAGUAAUCCACCACCUCCAUAUACCCAUGAUACUGCUAGAGUUCACAGGAGAUCGACGGUUGCCACAACGAAUCGAAGAAUACAUGACGGGUUUUUGGAGCCAGUGCGACAUUUUGACGCAGAAACUGACGUUGUAUACCCGCCAGACAAUAUCAUGAAUCAAUUUUAGGCGGACGAUUCGAUUCUCCGAUUGACGAUAAGAAAUCGGAGAUCGUGCGAGAAGAUGAAGAAUAAAAAACAACAACCGCAAGGUGGCGGCAUGUUAUUCUCGAGUGGGCGACUUGAAUAUAUAUGAUCAGCGACGACGAAGUUAUAAAAAUAAACACAAUAGACACGCACACGCGUACCAAGUGCAAUGACAGAGUACGUUACGUACCAGACUGUCGUCAUUAUGUAUGUAUUUAUAAUAUGACGUGACAAUGUUUACACGAACUUAAUCAGACGUCAUAAACUUUCGCAUUACCUCAGUUUAUUAUCGCGAGAUAGGUAGCAUAAUAUAAAGAAUCGCAACUUUUUAUUUCCAUUUUUAAUAUUUUUUUGUCUCAUUAUUUUCUUCUUUUUAUAUUCUGUUGCAGCGCUAACUAGUAUGGCCCUAUUUUGAAGCGGUUAAAAGAAAAAUUAUUUCUUUCAAGUUGAAGCGAUUUGCGAGCUAAUUCAUGGAUUUUAAGUGCUAUACCCGUCUGCAUAUUUCCGUUCGAGUCAUUGAGAUAUUUCUUUCCACUUCAAAAUCGCAAUGACAAUUUAAUAACAGAAAAUACAUGGAAAGAACAACAGUGAUUACAAUUUACUAUAUGUUCGAUGCAAAACGCACCGAUAAUAGAUAUUCACAGCAAAUGCUCUACCAGUAUCUGAUUAUAAAAUGUUAUGUACAACAUAUCGCCUUUCCUCACAUACCUUGUUAUUAACAGUAGUUUUACUAGCUUUUUUCAAUGAAUAAAACAUACCUAUUUACAAUAUAAGAAUAUCCAGUUUACCAACUUUCUUGGAAGAUAUAUUUUCAAAUGGUAUUGACAACAACCAGUCUCUCAUUAAUAUGUAUUUGACCGUUUCAGCAAAAAUACUCAUGUGGUAUAUAGCUGGUCGCAUAAAAAAAAUUUCUCUUCACAAAAUACGAUAAAUUGUAACUUCAUUUCACCACGUUCGGGAUUGCUUUAACUGUUUAUCGUCUUUUUCUCGUUAUUUACUUAUACGAUCAUCGACUUCUUCUUGAACAGAUUGAAAUCGAAAGCUAAAUUAUUUCUAUUUCUAUAGGAAAGAUCUUUCCGUCUUUACUAUAUUUACCGCUAUAUUGAUGAUGAUUUAAUAAAUAACUUCAGCCUCGGCUGGAAACAUA